This is a messenger RNA of Anopheles moucheti, 1563 nucleotides long. RefSeq lists its product as uncharacterized. Bases 91 to 1443 code for a protein of 450 amino acids. Gene Ontology annotation, cellular component: extracellular matrix. Gene Ontology annotation, molecular function: protein binding. The transcript is spliced from 2 exons. The record is from RefSeq and is a predicted model, not a curated record. NCBI's taxonomy places the organism in Eukaryota, Metazoa, Arthropoda, Insecta, Diptera, Culicidae.
CAUUCGCGCAGUUGAACUGCGAUUGCAUUUGAUUCAGUGUCAUUUCAAUAACGCCAAAUAAUAGUGUUGCCGGAGCAAUUCAGUUCCAACAUGAAGUACAGGGUACAUUUUUUGCUGAUUGGAAUGUUUCUUCGAAGUGCUUGUGCAGCUGGGUUCACAAGCACCAUACCAAUAGAAUGCACAAGACCGAGAGGCCAUAUUUGCGUGAUAAAAUCGCUGCCACCUACGGACGGUGCCAAAACUUCAAUAGCGUUUCCUGAUUUAUCCAAACGCACAACUUUACGAAUAUUGGAGGGCACUUUAAACAAUCUCACUCGGGAACAGACCCUUCAGCUACAUCCGGUACGUAACCUUGAAAUGGAAAGGUUAGGUUUGAAAAGCGUUUUCAUUGAUCCCGAGUUUGAAAAACUGCACCUACGUGACAAUCAAAUAACUACGCUUGUAACCAAGUCGACGAGUAACUUCGCGCUCAAGUUGCUUGACGUGCGUAAAAAUUUGCUGCGAAACGUGUCUCUGUUGGAACAUUUCGAUCAGCUAGAGCAACUCUACCUGGACGACAAUCAGAUUAACCAGCUAAGUGUGGAUAUGUUUGCCAAAAUGCAAAACCUACGCGUGCUGUCAGCGGCCGCUAACGGAAUGAUGGCGAUUGUACCACCAACCCGUGUGCUCGUACUUAGCAAACUGGAAUCACUCUUCCUGGGUCGUAACGGGCUUAAGUCGAUUGAGAUGGAAAAGUGGCAACUUCCUUCGCUGCGGAGACUUCAACUGCACAAUAACAACCUGGUGGAGCUUACAGGAAUGGACGAGUUUGAUCAGUUCUACGACCUGAUGGAGUUGAAGUUGGCAGGAAAUAGGUGGAGUUGUGGUUGGCUUCAGCAUGCACUAGCCAACGUUACCGUCAAGCAGUCUUCGAACGACAACGAAGGUGUUGUGCUCGACAAAGACACCGACUGCUCGAUCGAGAAUGUGUUGGGCAUUUGCUGCAGCUUUACGCCCAAUUCCGAACAGGAGGAGCAACGUAUCUUCCAACCAGAGAUCAACCAGGUACGUGACGCCAUUCGCCAGAUUAAUACUCGACACGAUGCGUUCAUCCAACACCGCAACGAAAAACUGAAGGAACUAAAGGAAGAUCUUCAACGUCGUGUGGACAAUCUGCGGUCCUUUUUAGCUGACCAAGAGGACGAGUUGGAACGUGGUAAGAUUCAAGCAACGCAGAUACUCAAGAAAAUCGGGGAAGCGGAAACGAAAUCUGCGCAGCAAACGUCAGAUGUUGCAAUGGCCAGCAACAUCGAACAACAACGAAAACAAUUGGUCCACUUCAUGGUGGACAUGAAGAAUAAAUUGCAUCGUCAGGCGAACGAUGCAGAUAGCUUAUGGGUGCAGGCAAACGUCGAAAAGAUUAGCUUAGAACAACGGGAGAAAGUUCCAUUACCUGGCAAUUGAAAACGUUUCUGUCACGAAAAAUAAAUCAAUAACUGCAUGAAAUGUAUUUUCUUCCCCAUUUUUUUCUUACUAGUAAACGCACAGUACAUGUUUGCCGUAGGAUGAAUAAAUAUAAAAAAG